This is a messenger RNA of Homarus americanus (American lobster), 4776 nucleotides long. RefSeq names its product hemicentin-2-like. The record is from RefSeq and is a predicted model, not a curated record. Gene Ontology annotation, biological process: homophilic cell-cell adhesion; axon guidance; dendrite self-avoidance. Lineage: Eukaryota; Metazoa; Arthropoda; Malacostraca; Decapoda; Nephropidae. The coding region runs from base 1731 to 4106 and encodes 791 amino acids. The transcript has 19 exons. Gene Ontology annotation, cellular component: plasma membrane; axon. Gene Ontology annotation, molecular function: cell-cell adhesion mediator activity.
UGUAUUGCCUCGCCCCAUCGUUACAGCCCAGCCAGUGGUGAUGGUGGUGGUUGUUUAUCACGUGCAGCUAUUGGUGUUCUCAUUUCGUUAAAGGUAUUCACGAAAUAUUGAUAAAGUGUCUACAGAGAUCUUAGAAAAGUUUUACAAAGUCCUUCGUCGUAAGAUUUCUAAAAAAGUUCUUCAGAAUCUUCUUCUGGGGACUUCCCCCUUCCCAAAUCCACUGCCCUCCGUAGUAUCAACUUUAUUACGGUUCACUACACUUUUCUGAUUGAAACCUUUAGUUAAGGAGUAGAAACCUUUAAAGCUGACAGACAGAGUAAGUGUUCACCUAAUACCUUUGUUAUCAGAUGACUGGUACACACUGUAAAGAGGUACAAAUACUGACUUAACUAAAGUGGUAGAAAUAUUAAUGUUAACUAAAGUGGAAGAAAUGCUAACUUAACUAAAGUGGCAGAAAUACUGACUUAACAAAAGUGGUAUAAAUACUAACUGUUAACUAAAGUGGCAAAAAUGCUGACUGUUAACUAAAGUGGUAGAAAUAUUAACUGUUACCGAAAGUAGAAGAUGUACUAACUGUUAACUAAAGUGGUAGAAAUACUAACUUAACUAAAGUGGAAGAAAUACUAACUGUUAACUAAAGCGGUACAAAUACUAACUGUUAACUAAAGUGGUACAAAUACUAAUUGUUAACUAAAGCGGAAGAAAUACUAACUGUUAACUAAAGUGGUAGAAAUAUUAACUUAUCGAAAGUGAUAGAAAUACUAACUCAAAUAAAGUGGUAGAAAUAUUAACUGUUAACUAAAGUGGUAGAAAUAUUAACUGUCACUGAAGUGGUAGAAAUAUUAAUUGUUAACUAAAGUGGUAGAAAUAUUAACUGUUAACGAAAGUGGUAGAAAUCCUAACUCAAAUAAAGUGGUAGAAAUAUUAACUGUUAACGAAAGUGGAAGAUGUACUGUUAACUAAAGUGGAAGAAAUACUAACUGUUAACUAAAGUGGUAGAAAUAUUAACUGUUAACUAAAGUGGUAGAAAUAUUAACUGUUAACUAAAGUGGUAGAAAUAUUAACUCACUGAAGUGGUAGAAAUAUUAAUUGUUAACUAAAGUGGUAGAAAUAUUAACUGAAGUUGUAGAAAUAUUAACUGAAGUGGUAGAAAUAUUAACUGUUAACUGAAGUGGAAUAAAUACCGACUGUUAACUGAAGUGGUAGAAAUAUUAACUGUUAACUAAAGUGGAAGAAAUACUAACUGUUAACUAAAGUGGUAGAAAUACUAAAUUAACUAAAGUGGUAGAAAUACUAACUGUUAACUAAAGUGGUAGAAAUACUAAGUCAACUAAAGUGGUAGAAAUACUAAAUUAACUAAAGUGGAAGAAAUACUAACUGUUAACUAAAGUGGUAGAAAUACUAACUUAACUAAAGUGGUAGAAAUACUAAAUUAACUAAAGUGGUAGAAAUACUAACUGUUAACUAAAGUGGUAGAAAUACUAACUGUUAACCAAAGUGGUAGAAAUACUAACUUAAGUAAAGUGGAAGAAAUACUAACUGUUAACUAAAGUGGUAGAAAUACUAACUUAAAUAAAGUGGUAAAUAUAAUUUUAAAUAAGUGGUAGAUAUUUAAAUGAUAAUAAAUCCUGUCAACUUAAGUGGCACAGAUAGUAACUCAAAGUGGCUGAGGAACUAAUAGUUAUCUUCUUUUAUUAGUGUGGUCAGAACAGCAGUGAGUGCCAGAGGUCAUGGUGAGGUUAAACUUACUUAGCUGGGUGACAUCAGUGGCACUAAUUGUCACUCAUAUGUUGGCAGUGUGCGGAGUAGCGGACGGCGUGGCGCUAGAGCGAGGCACCAUCACCACCUACCACACCUCUGCCCUCCUUCACCACACCGUCACCAUCACCUGCCAUGUCCUGGGCGACGGUGACAUUAUGGAGGAGCUGGAGUGGAGGAAAGCGAACGGCACGGUAGAGAGAGAAAAGGACGUCCUGCCAUCCUCCCAGAUCAGGUUUCUAAAGGCUAUUUGGCUGUACCGGAGGGAGGCACCCGAGGCUGGCUACGGCGAACGUGACCUAACUGUUGACCCCAGGGUGAGCCAGACCCAAGACUGGUACACCUGUAACCUGACCAUCACACAGGUGCAGGCCAAGGACGAGGGCUUGUACAGGUGUAUUGCCAUUAACCUGUCUGCUGACACUACGGACAUCUACCUGACGGUGCAUUCGACGCUUCCGGUAAUAGAGCAGACGCCAGAGGUGGUGGAGGUGGAGGAGGGAGGUGUUGCGACCCUAGACUGCCCUGCCGUAGGUCACAUGGAACCCCUGGUGACCUGGAGAAGGCAGGACAGGGGCUUAAUGUAUGUUGAGGGUAAGAAGACGCCCAGGGCAGUAGUCACAGGCAGAAGGCUCAAGUUGACAGACGUGAGACGAAACGACGCUGGCAACUAUACUUGUACGGUCAGCACCCGCGACAUCCUCCACACCCGUAACAUCCGUCUGGCUGUUCUAUACCUAGCUGAGGUGUGGGCUACCCAGGAGAUGGUGAGAUCCCCGCUGGGCGCCUCUGUCACCCUGGAGUGUGAGGUGUACAGCUACCCUCCACCCUCCCUCCAAUGGAAACUCCCCAAUGGUACCGUGUUACCAGGUGGCGGGUCCACACCCUCCGGCAGGUUCACCCUCACACUACACAACCUGACGACACACCAGUAUGGGUGGUACUCGUGUAAGGCCUCCAACCCCGUGGGGGAAUCUGAGGCAGCCAUCACGCUGUACGCAGGGAAGGAGGAGGAGAGGCCCGUGGUGGUGUUGGGCAGCCGUGAGGUGAGGGUAAUGGCAGGUCACUCCGCCUCCCUAGUGUGUGACGUCCACCACCCUGGCCACUACAAGCUGGGGUGGUUCAAGCGAGGCUCACCCAAUAAAGAGCUGGUGCUGCACAACACAGUGGUGAUCAACGACCCCCGCCUCAACGCCCACUACCACCUGGUGAACGGUAUCGCUCGUCACCACCUCACCAUCCAAAACGCCCGGCCUAGCGACGCAGGGACCUAUGUUUGUCAGGUCAGCUCCAAGAUCCGUACAUCUCAGAAGGUUUAUCUAAGAGUGGUGGUGGAGGAACCUAAUGAUGGCGUGGUGACGAAGGAAGAUGAAGUGAUAAGGAGGGAAGGCGAGGCUGUGAAACUCCGCUGUCCCAUCAAGUGGAGUGAGGCCAACACCGUCACCUGGCGUAGACUGGACAAUGCUGCCAUCAACGUCACGCUGGAGCCUCCCUUACCCCUGGGAAGCGCGGUGAUGGCGGAGGGAGAGGAGCUACACUUCCCCAGUGUUAACAGGAGAGACGCUGCCACCUACACUUGCACCACCACCACCCGCGGCCCCACCACUACCCAUCACGUACACCUCGUUGUCCACUACGGAGCAGAGGUAGAGGCGAGCGAGGCUGUGGUGGGCGGAGUGUUGGGCGCCCGAGUGGUGCUCAAGUGCCUAGUGAAAGGGUCACCACCACCCACCCUCACCUGGACACACCUUAACGGAAGUGUGAUGUAUCAGAGCCCAGAGGAGAGGCCGUGGGUACGCUGGCACGAAGACCACACCAUGAUGUGGCUGCCCCUCCUCACCCCUGAAGCCUUCACCACCUACCUGUGUACGGCAGACAACUAUCUCGCCUCCUCUCAGGCCCGCGUCACCGUGUUUGAGCUCCCAAGUCGUGUACCGGAGGUGAAAGAGCAUGAUAGCAGGAGUGUCAGCACAGGUGCCCCGAGAGUAGAUGCUGUUUAUGAGGCUGUUGGCACUUACCUGGGCACGGCGGUUGUCCUUGAGUGUACCGCCGCGGGACACCCUCGACCCUCCGUCAGUUGGUCACUCAACCAUGAAGAUGUGGCGUCCCAGUGUGAAGUGACGGCGUGGACUCCGCUGGACAACCAAGUGGACACCUUCCUCACCAUCAGUAACGUUACGGUCCAUCACCUAGGCAACUACACCUGCUGGGCCUCCAACAGCUGGGGCCAGGACCAACACAGCAUUAACCUCUACGACGUGUUGUCAGCACCAGCGAGUAUAGGGGCUGUGGGAGGGGAAGUUCAGCGCCAAGGAGACGAGCAUCCUACCCCUGACACACUCAACUGAUGGUGCAGUAUAGGAGGAGUCCGAGACGUUUGGAGAUAGAGGAGCUGUUCAAGCGUUGGUCGUAAUCUCUUAAAUGGAGAUAAAUUUCCCAAGUGACCAAAGUUUGUGUGAUUGGUGAUACACGGUUACAGGCGUCGAAAGAUUACUGAUCAUGAGGAAAACGAAACGUCUACUACAAGAAACUAAGGGGAGAUCUCUGUUAGCAGGACUGUGUGAAGUUAUUGAUGCUCUUAUAAAGUUAAGCUAAUCUAGUUUUAAGGGAAUACUUGUCAAUCUUUGUUGUUCGGAUUACUAGACACUGGGAAUGUGACAGAAUAGGAAGUGGUGGAUUUUAACAUGAAACUGACUUGAAGAACUGUUGAGAGGAGGGAGGGGAGGGGGGUGCUAUGCGUACACUUCUAAACUCUGGAAAUAUUGUCAUCAAGUCGUAAGUCACAAAGUCCAUUAAAUUUCUAGUAUGACCUCGAGGACGGGUCAGGAAGUCCACGGGUCACUCUCACACGAUUUUAUAAACCUGUUCUUAACUCAUGCGUAAAAUAUUAAAGGAACAACAGUUAGGUCAGUUUUUAUAUCACUAUAAUAUCAAUAACAUCAAAAUAAGUUUAAGAUUUAUGUAACUCGUUUCUAGUUCCCCUUGUUUAAAAAAUAAAAUAAAUGUAAGAAAAAAUAA